AUGCCUUUAUGCUGCGGUGGAAUCGGAACACCUAGGGAGCCGUCUGCAGAGGAGAAAGAAAAACUUAAAACUCUGUUAGAAAGUAAGUUGGAGUCCCAUAUCGGACGAAAACCUCGUUCAUUUGAAAUCGUCCAGAUCGCUAGUCAGGUAGUCGCAGGAACAAAUCACUUCGUCAAGGUGAAAAUAGAUGAUGGCGACUAUAUUCACGCUCGAAUUUUUGAACCACUACCCUGUCAUGGCAAAGAACUUCAACUACACUCUGUCGUUAAAGAUAAAAAGGAAAGUGAUGCAUUGGAAUACUUCUGA
Molecule: messenger RNA, 306 nt
Organism: Schistosoma intercalatum
Lineage: Eukaryota; Metazoa; Platyhelminthes; Trematoda; Strigeidida; Schistosomatidae
Source: the annotation of a GenBank genome assembly